AUGGCCUCGAACGGGCUUUUCGAGUCCUCUGCACAUCAACUAUUUCGUCGCUGCGUCCAGUGUCCCCCAGACCCUCCCAGCUGCCCGGCAUGCGGCGCGGAUGAGACUUGCUCUCUGACCGCUCAGUCAUGCGAUUCCUGCGCGUCCACAACCUGCGUCAAAAUUGGGUCUCUGCCCGGUCAAUCAGCGCCGAAAAAGUCCACACCGGUCGGCCCUAUCGUUGGGGGGGUCGUUGGAGGUAUCGUCCUUCUGGCUGCCAUCCUUUAUUUGGUAUAUCGGUUUCGAAUUCGCAAGAAACGACGCGCCCCGGCUUGGGAUCCUCCGGAAAAGAGAGACCAAUCCACCCUCCACCGCGGUGACCGUCAAUCCACCAGGUCUGCUCACUCGAUAGCCUCCACGGUCCUCACGCGAGCUUCAAAUGUCAUCCAAAUAGCCUACAUUCCAGGGGUUACCGUCCGAUCACCACCAGACUCACCGGGAUUGAUGGUUCCACCGGUCCCUUCACUUCCUGGAGGUAUUGCUUCAAACUCUGCGACCGGGUCUCCCCAGCUUGAGCAGCACUUCUUCAUGCCGAAGGAUUUGAGAGAUUCAACCUGGUCGGACGCUUCUUCUCUCGACCCCCGAAUCAGUCUUGCACCGAGCUUGGCUCGCGAAAGCGUGGCAACAACGAUCUACCGUAGUGAUGCUAUUGUCCCGCCCAUACCAGCUCAGCAGGCCUUCCGAGCGCAGGCCAACGUUGUCAGUGUGAAGUCCGGCUCGAACACUCCAGGAUCCUCCUCGACACCGAGCGCAAGAACACCACAGAUUCCGCAAGUCCCACAAAUCCCUAAAUUGGGAAGCAGCAACAGCUCUAUUGUGGCGAGAAACGUCACUGCUCGGCCUAUCGAGGUCAAGAAAGUCAAUUCAGGGACCAGAGUUCCUACGCUGGCUAAUUUGGCCAAAGAAGCCGCUCGGAAGAGCAGCACUGCUGCGAGCUCCAAGGAGAGCAUCCCAUUCUUUGUCGACGAAAAGGAAGUGGUGGCUUCGUCCGCGACUACCACCCCAAUGACCGCCCUAGACGAGUCCCCGAUCUCGCCUCUGGUGAUUCCUAAGCAGCCGUUUGCGGGCAAUCACUCAGCAAGGUCGUCAUCGGUGAGCGCCAUUCUUUCCAUGGAAGGGCCUAAAGAAGGCACCUCGAGUGGGCCCACACACCGGCACACUGGCAGCGCCACGUUGAGUGCCGUGAUAGAGGACGCUAUCAACCGUGCGCGGAAUCCCGAACACAUGAACGUGAGCAGUCCGACCCUGCGGCCAGAGCUGGUCAAGCAUGACUCCGGACCGUUUUCGGAUGCCAAUGAAGUGAAGGAGAAUUUACCUUGA
This is a messenger RNA of Fonsecaea multimorphosa CBS 102226, 1359 nucleotides long. RefSeq lists its product as uncharacterized. The record is from RefSeq and is a predicted model, not a curated record. The transcript is spliced from 2 exons. Lineage: Eukaryota; Fungi; Ascomycota; Eurotiomycetes; Chaetothyriales; Herpotrichiellaceae. Bases 1 to 1359 code for a protein of 452 amino acids.